AUGUGGAAGCACUUUGGGGGACUGCUAUCUGUUGAGGAGUCCUGCGGCUACUUCUGUCCAUCAUUGAUUUGUUGGUCAGUUAUUUAUUUUAUUUUUUUCUAUUCUUCUCACAUUCACGAAUUAUCCAUUCGAUAUUUGCAUUAUAUUAACCCAUUUAUCUAUUUAUAUCUAUCUAAAACUCUCUCUCUCUCUUUGUUCAUAUAUUUCUUCUCUCUCUUUGUUCAUAUAUUUCUUCUCUCUCUUUGUUCAUAUAUUUCUUCUCUCUCUUUGUUCAUAUAUUUCUUCUCUCUCUUUGUUCAUAUAUUUCUUCUCUCUCUUUGUUCAUAUAUUUCUUCUCUCUCUUUGUUCAUAUAUUUCUUCUCUCUCUUUGUUCUUAUGUCUUUCUCUCUUUGUUCAUAUAUUUCUCUAUCUCUUUUUGUUCAUAUAUUUCUCUAUCUCUUUUUGUUCAUAUAUUUCUUCUCUCUCUUUGUUCUUAUAUUUCUUCUUUCUCUUUGUUCUUAUAUUUCUUCUCUCUCUUCUUAUAUUUCUUUCUCUUUGUCCAUAUAUUUCUCUAUCUCUCUUUGUCCAUAUAUUUCUCUAUCUCUCUUUGUCCAUAUAUUUCUCUCUCUCUCUUUGUCCAUAUAUUUCUUUCUCUCUCUUUGUCCAUAUAUUUUUUUCUCUCUUUGUCCAUAUAUUUCUUUCUCUCUCUUUGUCCAUAUUUCUUUCUCUCUCUUUGUCCAUAUAUUUCUUUUUCUCUCUUUGUCCAUAUAUUUCUUUCUCUCUCUUUGUCCAUAUAUUUCUUUUCUCUCUUUGUCCAUAUAUUUCUUUCUCUCUCUUUGUCCAUAUAUUUCUUUCUCUCUCUUUGUCCAUAUAUUUCUUUCUCUCUCUUUGUCCAUAUAUUUCUUUCUCUCUCUUUGUCCAUAUAUUUCUUUCUCUCUCUUUGUCCAUAUAUUUCUUUCUCUCUCUUUGUCCAUAUAUUUCUUUCUCUCUCUUUGUCCAUAUAUUUCUUUCUCUCUCUUUGUCCAUAUAUUUUCUUUUCUCUCUUUGUCCAUAUAUUUCUUUUCUCUCUUUGUCCAUAUAUUUCUUUCUCUCUCUUUGUCCAUAUAUUUCUUUCUCUCUCUUUGUCCAUAUAUUUCUUUCUCUCUCUUUGUCCAUAUAUUUCUUUCUCUAUUUCUUUUUUUAAUUCAUCUCUCUCUGUUUUUUAAUUCAUCUCUCUCUCUCUCUCUUUGUUUUUCAAUCAUCUCCCUCUCUUUUUGUUCAUUCAUCUCUCUCUCUUUGUUUAUUAAUAUCUCUCUCUAUCCAUAUAUUUCUUCUCUCUCUGUUCAUAUAUUUUUUCAUUCAUCUUUGUCUCUCUCUUUGUUCAUCCAUCUCUCUCUCUUUGUUUAUUCAUAUGUCUCUCUCUCUUUCUCUGUUCAUUCAUCUCUCUCUCUCUCUGUUUAUUCAUCUCUCUCAGUUAUUUUUCUUUUCAUCCUUUUUCUCGAUCUGUUCAAAUCUCUUUUCAAGGUCUUUUUUUGUUGUUGUUAUUAUAUUUGUUUUUCUCUGUCUUUUCUAUUCUUUCUUCCCUCUCAAUUUGUUUCUUUUUUCUUUCUCUCUCUCUCUCUCACUGUUCUUUACUCUCUUUCUCUGUCAGUUUGUUCCUCUCUUUCUCUCAUUGCUCAUCUAUCUCAAAAUGUUUAUCUGUUUACUUGUUUCUCUCUCUCUAAGUCUUUAUCUUUCUAUUCCUUCCUUUUUCUUUAUUUGUUCCUUUUUUCUCCCUCUCUCUCUGUUCUUUAUUCCCUUUGCCAGUUUCCCCUCUCUCUCUCUCUCUCUCUGUUUUUUGGCUUUUCUCCCUUUAUCUCUCUUAUUCUGUUUUUUAUUUCUCCUUCUCUCUCAUUCUCUUCUCUCUGUCUGUUCAUCUUUCUAUCUCUCUCUCUCUCUCUCUCUCUCUCUCUCUCUCUGUUUUUUGGCUUUUUCUCCCUUUAUCUCUCUUAUUCUGUUUUUUAUUUCUCUUUCUCUCUCAUUCUCUUCUCUCUGUCUGUUCAUCUUUCUAUCUAUCUCUCUCUCUCUGUUCCUUUAGCACCUUUUGCUUUUUUAUCCAAUUCCUCCCCCUUUUUCUUUCUUUCUCUCUCCUCACACCAUUCAACUUUCUCCCUCUCUCAUCUAAUUCCUCAUUUUUCCUUCCCCUUCAACACACUCUCUAAUUCUCUUCAUAUUCUAAUUCUUCUUUCCUCUCUCUCUCUCUCUCUCAACAGCACCUUUUGCUUUUUUUAUCCAAUUCCUCUCCUUUUCUUUCUUUCUCUCUCCUCACACCAUUCAACUCUCUCCCUCUCUCAUCUAAUUCCUCAUUUUCCUUUCCCCUUCAACACACUCUCUAAUUCUCUUCAUAUCUCUCCGAUUCUCUCUCUCUCUCUCGUCUUUUCAGUUCCUAUCUUGGAUUUUUUGAUCAGACAUAUAGGCUCAUUGUUUCAGUUUUCAAAUGAAAUUCAACCCUCUCUCUCCCUCUCAUCCAAAGCAUCUUCCUCUUUUUUUCUUAUCAAAUUCCCCCCCUCUCUCUCUUAUUCAAGCCAACCAACUUCCUUUUUCUUUCUCUCUCUUCAUCCUAUUCAUCUCCCUCUCUUUCUCUUAUCCAGUUCCUCAUUUUCUCUUUCUCUCCUCCCUUCAACACACUAA
Molecule: messenger RNA, 2628 nt
Organism: Acanthosepion pharaonis
Lineage: Eukaryota; Metazoa; Mollusca; Cephalopoda; Sepiida; Sepiidae
Source: the annotation of a GenBank genome assembly